This is a messenger RNA of Tarenaya hassleriana, 2046 nucleotides long. Its product is annotated as calcium-dependent protein kinase 24-like. Bases 177 to 1925 code for a protein of 582 amino acids. Gene Ontology annotation, biological process: intracellular signal transduction; peptidyl-serine phosphorylation; protein autophosphorylation. The record is from RefSeq and is a predicted model, not a curated record. The transcript is spliced from 9 exons. Gene Ontology annotation, cellular component: nucleus; cytoplasm. Gene Ontology annotation, molecular function: calcium-dependent protein serine/threonine kinase activity; calcium/calmodulin-dependent protein kinase activity; calcium ion binding. Lineage: Eukaryota; Viridiplantae; Streptophyta; Magnoliopsida; Brassicales; Cleomaceae.
AGAAAAAAAAAGAGAGAAGAGAAGAAGAAAAAAACCGAGUCGAAAACGGUCUCUCUUCCUUCCCAUGGGAUACAUUCGGAAUUUGGUAUCCGAUUGCUUGAAUUCCCGAAGAUAGUCGAGAAAUUGUUGGAGGCUACAACACUAGGAGAAGGGAAAAAAGCAUCGAAUUCGAUCCCAUGGGAAGUUGUGUUUCGUCGCCUUUGAAGGCUUCUCCUUUCAGGAAGCGACCGAUAAGGAGGAAGAGUUAUGGAAGCAAUACAUCCACCGUACCUCGUUACGAUUCCCCCACGAAUCUCUCCCGAAAAUCGAUUUUCCGGCCACCAAACCGUGUCCUCCCCGAUCCCGUCGCAGAUGACAUUCUCCUCAAGUACGAGAUCGGGAGAGAGCUUGGUCGCGGUGAAUUCGGGGUCACUCAUGAAUGCAUCGAGCUCGAAACUCGAGAGAGGUAUGCGUGUAAAAGGAUAUCGAAGGAGAAGCUGAGGACGGAGAUUGACGUCGAGGACGUAAGGAGAGAAGUCGAGAUCAUGAUGCAUUUGCCGAAGCAUCCAAACAUUGUUAGCUUCAAAGAAGCUUUCGAGGAUAGAGAUGCUGUUUAUCUUGUCAUGGAGCUCUGUGAAGGCGGAGAGCUUUUCGAUCGCAUCGUUUCUCGAGGGCAUUACACUGAACGCGCAGCUGCUUCUGUCGCCAGAACCAUUCUCGAAAUCGUUAAGGUUUGCCAUGAACACGGAGUGAUUCAUCGUGACCUAAAGCCCGAGAAUUUCCUCUUCGCUAACGGAUCCGAAUCCGCACAACUGAAGGCAAUUGAUUUCGGACUCUCGAUUUUCUUCAAACCCGGCCAAGUUUUCGGGGAGAUUGUGGGAAGCCCUUAUUACAUGGCUCCCGAGGUCUUGAGACGUAACUAUGGCCCCGAGAUCGAUGUAUGGAGCGCAGGUGUUAUACUCUACAUCUUGCUUUGUGGUGUCCCUCCCUUCUGGGCAGAAACCGAGGAAGGAAUUGCUCAAGCGAUCGUCAAAGGGAGCAUAGAUUUCGAGAGGGAUCCGUGGAGCAAGGUGUCCGAAGAAGCGAAGGAACUUGUUCGAAACAUGCUUGAUCCAAAUCCUUAUAGCCGACUUACCGUCCGGGAAGUUCUCGAGCAUCCUUGGAUCCGGAACGCGCAAAAGGCACCGAAUGUGAAUCUUGGAGAUAACGUCAGGACAAAAAUACAGCAGUUCAUGUUGAUGAACAAGUUCAAGAAGAAAGUCCUGAGGAUCGUAGCGGACAAUUUACCAAAUGAGGAGAUAGAAGGGAUAGUGAAGAUGUUUCAGAUGAUGGAUACCGACAAGAACGGAAACUUGACGUUUGAGGAAUUAAGAGAUGGGCUAAGGAAGGUAGGAGAAGGCGUUCCGGACAGCGAUGUGAAGAUGCUAAUGGACGCGGCGGAUACGGAUGGGGAUGGAAUGCUGAGUUGCGAGGAAUUCGUAACGGUGUCGAUUCAUAUGAAGAGAAUCGGAGGGGACGACCACUUGCGCCAAGCUUUCAGAUACUUUGAUCAGAACAACAACGGAUUCAUCGAGCUCGACGAGCUCAAGGAAGCUCUCUUCGACGUCAAGCUUGGCCACACUAAUGACCAGUGGGUCAAAGAUAUCUUUUUCGAUGUCGACCUCAACAAGGACGGGCGGAUAAGCUUCGAGGAGUUCAAGGCGAUGAUGAAAACGGGAACGGAUUGGAAGAUGGCGUCGAGGCAGUACUCGAGAGCAUUGCUGAACGCUUUGAGCAUCAAAAUGUUCAAGGAGAGCAGGGCGGACGUAGGGGACAGUGGCCAGAAGUCGUACUCCAUGGAGUUUCCUCUGGCCAAAAAGAAAGCCAAGUUGCUCGAAGCUCCCAAGAACAAAUCCAUGGAGCUCGCCGUCUCUAAAGCUUAUAAGCCCUCAGGUCUCAGAAACUGAACCCACGCACACUCUGUGUGUUGCGUUUUUUUUUGGUCUUUGAAGGUUGAGUGAAAGAGAUUUGAUUUCAUGUGCUGAUUUUGUUGAAAUGUUCUUCUUUACAUUAAACCCGUUUUGUCCA